Molecule: messenger RNA, 759 nt
Organism: Aphanomyces astaci
Lineage: Eukaryota; Oomycota; Saprolegniomycetes; Saprolegniales; Verrucalvaceae
Exons: 5
Coding region: 1-759 (252 amino acids)
Source: RefSeq, a predicted model, not a curated record
AUGGCCAAGGCUGAGUGGUCAUCGUACGUUGAAAAGCUGUGGCGCGCUAGUUACAGCAUCAUGCGUGAAUGGUCAUUCGUUCACUGUGACGGUGACAUGUGGUACGUGUCGGACGUUGCAUUGCUCGACGUCACCGAGGCUCGCCACCACGUCGAAUUGUGCCCCACUGGAGCAUUUCAUACCUGCAACUGCUACGAUUUUCUGUCGUCGAUGAUUCCAUGUGUCGGCAUUUGCCAGACUAUCGUAUCACCCGCUGUAUUUGGAGGCAUUAAAGCAUCUGAAUGUGAUCGAGCCCAUGCCGUUGACGAUGCGUUCCAGUUGAGUGCGCCAAGUGCUGCCCCAUCCAACCACAGCGUGUCAUUAGACGUCUACAAGAAGCAAGUUGCAAACAACUCGCAUCUGUAUCGACUCUUUAUGACGAACCUCGCACCCUUUGAGGAUGGCGUCGGAGACGAAACUGUGCGCGGGUCGUUGGAGCCAUUUCGUCUGCCUCAAGAUGCGGCAUUGAUCGCGUUAACGUUCUCGGAUUGUCCUGUGGUGACGGCACUCGUGGAAGCAGCGUACAGAUGCGAUGUGCCUGAUGAAAUUGAGUACGCUAUCAAGGCUUUUCGCCUUGUGGAAGCCGAGGUUCGCUGUCAUGUGGGGUUCUUGCCCCGUCAAUUGAUCAAACACAAGGAAAAGUACAACAACAAGACUGCUAUUGUGGUGGAAGAUUACAGGAACUCCCCAAGCAAAGCGAAGCGCGAUAGAUUAAACUGA